Messenger RNA from Populus euphratica (Euphrates poplar), 1003 nucleotides. RefSeq names its product putative expansin-B2. Gene Ontology annotation, cellular component: extracellular region. The transcript is spliced from 4 exons. The record is from RefSeq and is a predicted model, not a curated record. Lineage: Eukaryota; Viridiplantae; Streptophyta; Magnoliopsida; Malpighiales; Salicaceae. Bases 50 to 874 code for a protein of 274 amino acids. Gene Ontology annotation, biological process: sexual reproduction.
CAUUGCUAUUGAUUACAGUAGCAGUUCCUUGAUACAUCAAUAAUUCACUAUGGCUAUAAUUUCCUUUCAAAAUCCAUUCCUUCUCCCCAUUAUUCUAGCUUUCUUUUUGGUGAACUCCUGCCACUGCUUCCAUCCCAAGCUCUUCAAUGUCUCAAAGAUACAAUCUAAUUCUGAUUGGUCGCCUGCUGGGGCUACUUGGUAUGGCAGUCCCACUGGUGCUGGAAGUGAUGGUGGAGCUUGUGGCUAUGGGAAUGCUGUGGAGCAAGCACCAUUCUCUUCAUUUAUAUCAGCUGGAGGCGAUUCUAUAUACAAAUCAGGCCAGGGGUGUGGAGCUUGUUAUCAGGUGAAAUGCACGUCGAGUUCGAAUGCUGCAUGCUCAGGGAACCCAGUUACUGUGGUUAUCACAGAUCAGUGUCCUGGAGGCCCCUGUGCCCAGGAAUCCUUUCAUUUUGAUUUAAGUGGCACUGCUUUUGGGGCCAUGGCAAUAUCUGGCAACGAAGAUCAACUUCGUAAUGCUGGAGUCUUGCAAAUUGAACAUCAAAGGGUCCCAUGCAACUGGCCUGGUAAGACGGUGACCUUCCAUGUUGAUUCUGGAUCAAACCCUUACUACUUUGCAACUGUAGUUGAAUACGAAGAUGGAGAUGGUGAGCUUAAAUCCGUGGAAUUAAAACAGGCAUUGGAUUCAGAUUCAUGGAUUCCCAUGCAAAAAUCAUGGGGUGCUGUUUGGAAGCUCGACGCAGGCUCGUUGUUACGUGCCCCGCUUUCUAUUAAGCUAACAUCUCUUGAGUCCGGCAAGACCAUUGUAGCUAGCGGUGUAAUUCCGGCAGGAUGGGCACCCGGACAAACUUAUAGAUCACUAGUUAAUUUUAAUUAGUGGUUAAUUGCUACAUGGAAGCUCUAGUUCCAUAUGGAGCAGAUCAUCUGCAUGUGCGUAUGUAUGUAUGUAUGUAUGUUCCAAGGAACAUGGAAUCUUAUUAUAAAGGAUGAAUGAUUAGCUUUACCA